AUGGCUCUUUUUGGGUUUGGUCAAUCUGCAGAUAUAACUAUAAAAUUGGAUGAUGAAGAAACUCGGAAGACGGCAAAAAUACGAGGAGAGGACGGUCAACAGGAGACGCAUUAUUUAUUUUAUGAUGGCGAAACUAUAUCGGGCACUGUGAACGUUGCCUUGAAAAAAGCUAACCAGAAACUUGAACAUCAAGGCAUACGUAUUGAAUUUAUUGGACAGAUAGAAGUAUACUAUGAUCGCGGUAACCAGCAAGACUUCAUUUCUCUGACCAAGGAUCUCGCAAGACCUGGCGAACUCACUCAAAAUUCGUCUUUUCAUUUCGAGUUUCAUAAUGUAGAGAAACCCUAUGAGUCCUACAUGGGUAUUAACGUUAAGCUAAGGUACUUCCUUCGAGUAACAAUUGUGAGACGAAUAACCGACAUCACGAGAGAAAUGGACCUUAUCGUUCACACUCUCAGCAGUUAUCCAGAUGCUGACGUAAAUCUGAAAAUGGAUGUUGGAAUAGAAGAUUGUCUACACAUCGAAUUUGAGUACAACAAAAGCAGGUAUCAUCUCCAAGACGUGAUUGUGGGGAAAAUUUAUUUCGUUUUGGUCCGAAUAAAAAUCAAACACAUGGAGAUCACUAUUAUCAAGUCUGAGACAGUUGGUUCCGGUCCAAACGCUGCUAAAGAAACUGAUCCUGUUGCCAAGUUCGAAAUUAUGGAUGGUGCUCCUGUAAGAGGCGAAUCUAUUCCGAUCCGUCUUUUCCUCGCUGGCCACGAUCUUGCACCAACAAUGCGGGACGUUAGUAAGAAAUUCUCUGUCAGAUAUCUGCUGAACUUGGUUUUAGUUGACGAAGAGGACCGGAGAUAUUUCAAGCAACAGGAAGUUACCUUGUGGCGUAAAGCAGACAAACCUAUAAGGAAAAUGUUGGAACCUGCAAUAACGGAUACCAAUGCAAACGGAAUCGAUGAUGCAACCAGGACUAACACUACUGGAGAUAAUGAGAAUGCGUUAUCGGAAGAACGUGUUCUGCGGGUCAACUCUCUGAAGGUUUCUACUCAUUGA
Messenger RNA from Necator americanus (New World hookworm), 1047 nucleotides. RefSeq lists its product as uncharacterized. Gene Ontology annotation, biological process: intracellular protein transport; retrograde transport, endosome to Golgi. Gene Ontology annotation, cellular component: endosome; retromer complex. The record is from RefSeq and is a predicted model, not a curated record. The transcript has 11 exons. The coding region runs from base 1 to 1047 and encodes 348 amino acids. Lineage: Eukaryota; Metazoa; Nematoda; Chromadorea; Rhabditida; Ancylostomatidae.